Messenger RNA from Syngnathus acus (greater pipefish), 5693 nucleotides. It is a transcript of the gene map3k4, whose product is annotated as mitogen-activated protein kinase kinase kinase 4. The record is from RefSeq and is a predicted model, not a curated record. Bases 217 to 4980 code for a protein of 1587 amino acids. Gene Ontology annotation, biological process: protein phosphorylation; MAPK cascade. Gene Ontology annotation, molecular function: ATP binding; protein kinase activity. The transcript has 28 exons. NCBI's taxonomy places the organism in Eukaryota, Metazoa, Chordata, Actinopteri, Syngnathiformes, Syngnathidae.
UGUGAGCUGUGAGGCACUCCUCUAGUCAAUGAACAUUGGAAAGAUGGCGGCUGCAUAUGCACAAGCGAAAGUCCACCUUGCCGGCGGAUCGAAAGUGCUUCAAAGAGACUCUUAAUCGUCUUUUGUGCAAAAAGCAACCGGUGCAAAGUCCGUCCGCGGUUGCCUGGACAUGCUUCAGUCCAUGCACGGCGAAGAAUAGAACGCCGCUUUCUCGCCAUGGAGCCCCCGGAUCGCUCCAAGCCGAGCAGACAGGGCAACCCAGUGGGAGAUGAAUCCCGGCAGAACUCUCAGACGGAGGAAUCCUGGGAUUCACCCAGUGAGGAAGAGGAACUUCUGUAUGCGACAUCACCCCCUUACACAUCGCGUCAGAUGAAACGAAUGUCUGGUAAACAUCAGAAAAGCAGCCAGUCCAGGAGUGGUGGACGUUCUCCCAGCAAACCGGACCUCAGCCCGUUUGUCCCGAAAGAAAAUCCCCGAACACCAGAGACGCCUGAGGAGCACAGCUACAAGCAGGGAAAGAAGCAGAGGGCCACCCUGCGCUCCACUGAGCGAGACCACAAGAAGACCUUUGAGGGCGCCUUCAUGCUAGAUCCGCUGUCCAAAUCAGGGCCUUUUGGCGCCCUCAGCAUGGACCCGAGGAAGCACUAUCUGAGCUUGGGCUGCAGCAGCUGCAAACUCCCCGUGUCCAUGCCCCACAUGGCCCGCACCCACCGCCAGACCUCUCGGACGGACUGUCCCGCGGACCGCCUCAAGUUCUUCGAGACGCUGCGGCUGCUGCUUAAGCUCACCUCCAUGUCGUCGAAGCGUAAGGAGAAAGAGCAGCGAGGCCAGGAGAACAUGGCCUUCAUGGGCCACAACAACGAAGUCAUCUGGCUGGAGCUGCAGGCAUGGCACGCCCGCCGCUCCAUCAGAGACCAGGAUUUCUUCCUUUUCACAGCGCGCCAGGCCAUCCCCGACCUGAUCAACGAGGUGCUACAUUUCAAGGUGAACUACGACAGCCUGAGACAGGCUCACUGUUCAGGGUCCCCAACAAUUCACGGGGACUGCCGGACUAUUAGGACUGAUCCCAAUCUGGACUGUAAAGAUAAAUGCAAGCCUGCUUUGGUGGAGAGCAACCACUGUGGCGUGGACCCUUGGGGCUUUAGCGCUUGCCCCUCCGCUGCCAUGAAUGCAGCUGAGCCUCUGGGCUCAGGCACCGACUGCAGGGAUCACCUUCAGAGGCAGCGGUUGGCCUUUGAGCAGGUCAAGCGCGUUAUGGAGCUGCUGGAGUACGUGGAAGCGCUGUACCCCUCUCUGCAGGCCCUGCAAAGGGACUAUGAGAAAUACGCGGCGCGAGACUUCCAAGGCAGAGUGCAGGCGCUCUGUUUGUGGCUCAACAUCACUCAGGACCUCAACCAGAAGCUGCGUGUCAUGGCCACCGUCCUGGGCCUCCGGGACCUGUCUCGCAUCGGCUGGCCCGUCUUUGAGAUCCCGUCCCCUCGCUGCUCUCGCGGCAACGAGGAUGACGACAAAGAUGAGGAUGAGAAUGACUCCACCGCCACGUUCACAGCAGAAAGCGACGGGGAGGUGGAGGAGGAGACGGUGGGAGGUAUCCCAGCUGAUGGAGAACUUUCUCCAACCUUGACUUCUAAAUUUUCCCAACUGUUGUCGGAGGAAGAGUUUCUUCCUACGACAGCAUCGGGAAUUCCAGAGGCAGCGGGAGCAGAGGGUGUGUUUUGCCCCACAGCCAUUUAUAGGCCCUUUGUGGAUAAAGCACUGAAGCAGAUGGGACUGCGCAAACUCAUUCUCAGACUCCACAAACUGAUGGACCGCUCCCUCCAAAGGUCUCGAGCGGCCUUGCUGCGCCACACACCUGCACUGGAGUUUUCAGACUUCCCGGACCCCAUUCUGUACAACGACUACCUACCGGAGCUGUCCCGCCACGGCUCCUGUAGUAGUUUGGCUGAGCCAGAACUCGGAGCGGACCAAGUGUCCUGGGAGGAUCUGCUGGACAUGGACCUCCCAUCCUUCCGGCCUGCCUUCCUCGUGCUCUGCAGAGUCCUUCUCAAUGUCAUCCACGAGUGCCUAAAGUUACGACUGGAGCAAAGACCUGCUGGAGAACCUUCUCUACUCAGUAUCAACCAGUUGGUGCGUGAGUGUAAGGAGGUUCUGAAAGGGGGUCUCCUCAUGAAGCAGUAUUAUCAGUUCAUGCUCCGCGGCGUGGUUACUGAUGCUCAGGGCUUGCAGACAGACACCAACAUUGAUGAGUUUGAGGAGGAACUGCACAAGAUGCUUGUGGUGUACUUUGAGUACAUGCACAGUUGGAUCCAAAUGUUGCAGCAGCUGCCUCAAGCAUCUCACAGCUUAAAGAACCUUCUGGAGAAGGAGUGGCACUUCACCAAAGAUAUCACCCCCUACAUCCGUGGUGGGGAGGCCCAAUCCGGGAAGCUUUUCUGUGACAUUGCUGGGAUGCUGCUCAAAUCCACUGGAGAGUUCCUUGACGCCGGCCUGCAAAAGAGCGGCAAUGAGUUCUGGGAAAGUGCCGACGAUAGCACCGCCUCAGAUGAGAUUAGGCGAUCGGUGAUUGAGACCAGUCGGUCACUUAAAGAGCUGUUUCAUGAGGCCAGAGAACGGGCGUCCAAGGCGCUGGGCUUUGCCAAAAUGCUGCGCAAGGACUUGGAGGUUGCUGCAGAUUUCAACAUUAUUAAUGGAGUCGCGUCUCUCCUUGAAGCUCUAAAGAAGAGAAAUUUUGUGAAGGUCCAAAUUCCUGGACUGGAGGAGCUGCAGGUUUUCGUUCCGUUUAGCUUGCUGGCUCAGCGGCCGCUCAUCCUGCAGUUACUCAAUGCCGCUGCGGGAAAAGACUGCUCCAAAGAGCCCGAUGAAAUGGCGGAGGAUGAGGCCUUCCUGCUCAUGAGCAAACACCGCACAGGGGACUUGACGACCGAUUCGGAAUGGGCCCAGUGGGACGGAGAGCUGCUCAAAGUGGUUCCCACAAUGGAAAUUGUCGACACGCUGCGGGCCAUGAAGGUGGAGAACAUGCUCAUGAUCGUGAUGCAGUCGGCUCACCUGGUGGCUCAGCGGAAGGCGGUCCAGCAGUCCAUGGAGGAUGUGCUCACUCUCAGCCGUGAGCAAACGUCCAGUCAGCCUCUUAUCGCCAGCGCUCUGCAGGAGCUCAAGGAUGAAGCGCUGCAACUCUGCAUUAAGAUCAGCUCAGCCAUCGACCGGGUGGAGUACAUGUUCACGUCGGAGUUUGAGGCCGAGGUGGACGAGUCCGAGUCGUCCACUUUGCAGCAAUACUACAGAGAGGCCAUGAUCCAAGGCUACAACUUUGCCUUUGAGUACCACAAGGAAGUGGUGCGUCUCAUGUCAGGGGAGUACAGGCAGAGGAUUGGCGAGCGCUACAUAGCUUUUGCUCGCAAGUGGAUGACGUACGUCCUGACUAAGUGCGAGAGCGGCCGGGGCACCAAGCCCAGGUGGGCCACUCAAGGCUUUGACUUUCUUCAAGCGAUUGAACCUGGCUUCAUAUCAGCAUUACCAGAGGAUGACUUCCUGAAUUUACAAGCGCUGAUGAACGAAUGCAUCGGACAUGUGAUUGGCAAACCUCAUAGCCCAGUCACUGGCCUAUACAUCGCACCCAGAAAUAGCCCUCGACCUGUUAAAGUUCCUCGCUGUCACAGUGACCCACCAAACCCAAAUCUUUUCAUCCCCAAUGCUGAAGGGUUCAGCUCUCGAAGCCUCCCCUGUGACCUCCGGAAUCAGCUUUUCCCCAACGGCCCUCGGCCCAUCCCGCAGGGCCCGGGGGAACACGGACACGCCAAAGCGCCUGGCAACACGCCCAAUGAUGUCAGGGGGUCCAGUUUCCACGAGAACGACCGGCUGUCAUCAGUGGCAGCAGAGUUGAAUUUCAAGUCUCUGAGCCGCCACUCAAGCCCUACAGAGGACAGAGAAGAACCCGCUUAUCCAAAGGGAGAUUCCAAUAGCAGCACACGCCGGAGCUGGGAGCUCCACACCUUCAUCAGCCAGUCCAAAGACUCAGCAGCCCGGCAGAGUCCGUUGGAGGCCGUGCGGCGCUCCAUCCGCAAGUUUGAGGAGAAGCGCUAUGCCGUUAUGAAGCAGCGCAAUAUCAUCGGCCAUGUGUGUCACACGCCCAAGUCCUAUGACAACGUGAUGCACGUCGGCCUUAGGAAGGUCACCUUCAAGUGGCAGAGGGGAAACAAAAUCGGUGAAGGCCAGUAUGGGAAAGUUUACACCUGCAUCAACGUGGACACUGGAGAACUCAUGGCCAUGAAAGAGAUCAGAUUCCAGCCAAACGAUCACAAAACGAUCAAGGAGACCGCAGAUGAGCUGAAAAUCUUUGAAGGCAUCAAGCACCCAAACCUGGUGCGAUACUUUGGAGUGGAGCUCCACAGGGAGGAGAUGUACAUCUUCAUGGAGUACUGUGACGAAGGCACACUGGAGGAGGUGUCCAGACUUGGUCUGCAGGAGCACGUCAUCAGGCUCUACAGUAAACAAAUCACUACCGCCAUCAAUGUUCUCCAUGAACAUGGCAUUGUUCACAGAGACAUCAAGGGAGCCAACAUCUUUCUGACAUCUUCUGGCCUCAUCAAACUGGGGGACUUUGGCUGUUCUGUCAAGUUGAGAAAUAACACUCAUACCAUGCCGGGCGAAGUCAACAGCACCCUUGGGACAGCCGCAUACAUGGCACCCGAGGUCAUCACCAGAGCAAAAGGGGAAGGUCAUGGGAGAGCGGCAGACAUCUGGAGUUUAGGCUGUGUCCUCAUUGAGAUGGUCACGGGAAAGAGACCGUGGCAUGAGUAUGAGCACAACUUUCAGAUCAUGUACAAAGUGGGCAUGGGUCACAAGCCCCCCAUCCCCGAGAAACUGAGCACAGAGGGCAAGGAUUUCCUGGGACACUGUCUGGAGAGCGAACCCAAACGACGUUGGACGGCGAGCAUGCUGCUGGACCACCCCUUUGUCAAGGUGUGUACGGAUGAAGAGUGAACACAAGAAUGACUUUCCACACAACAGUGGACGAGGUGAUAUUUUGGCUCAAGGCACAUGCAGUUAAAAUGAGAAACGUAAAUCUUUGAUUUGUAAAUAUAUAUAUGGCAUCCACAUUCAUUCUUGUAUAAACAAUAUUGUAAAGGUUAAAAUAAUUGUUCACUGGCAAAGCGACUGCUGAAAAGGUAUUGAGAGCUGUAUUUUUAUUUUUAAAGCAAAUGGGGGUAGAAGAAUCUUAUGGCACUUUUAAACUGUUUACCCUAAGGGGCAGUUAGUUGAGUAGAGGAGGGAAGAAUCUCAUUUCAGUUCAACUUUGAGAGGCAGGGGAAAAUGUUUUGCCGAAUGAAAGGAACUACAGCUUUUAUGACAUGAACACCAUCCAAAUAUUCUUAUUAAUUUAUCAUUUGCUAAGUGUGAGCAACAGGAAGGAUUAUUAUUUCUUUGAUUUUGCUGAGGAGUAAAGGUCAAGUCAUUGGCAAAAAGCUGGUCAUAUGACAGGGAGCAGCCUAGAUGAAGAGGAGACACAUGGCCUGCCCCCACUCGCUGCUGCUGCAUACAGUCAGUCCUUAGCUGCUCUUAGUGUUUGCUAUGUACAAACAAUAUUAAUAAACUAAUCUUUUUUUAAGAAGCUUGUGUAUCGUUUUCAAUACAAAAAGUAUCAAAACUCUGGCCAUUUGUCCACUAGUUGAAGUAUUGCACACCCUAAUUCAUUA